Molecule: messenger RNA, 1365 nt
Organism: Guyanagaster necrorhizus
Lineage: Eukaryota; Fungi; Basidiomycota; Agaricomycetes; Agaricales; Physalacriaceae
Exons: 7
Coding region: 118-1332 (404 amino acids)
Biological process (GO): polyketide metabolic process
Source: RefSeq, a predicted model, not a curated record
UCCCUAUCAACCUAUUUUAUGAAAGUUCAGGCAUCCAGGAUACUUAUCUUGCAAAGGUUACAGGCCUUUUGGAUAGGAAAAAUAUUCUGAUAACGUCUACUUCGCCAGUCCAACGCCAUGGCAAAACCUGCAUUUUACGAUCCCGACUCACCCAAUGAAAAGUUUACUCCCCUGCCUUGGGCCCCGCUCGUUACCUUGAGCGAGAAUGCGGUUCUUCAACCGCCUUUGACUCGUCGCGGAACAGGCCCCGGGAUGAUUAUUUUCUUACCUCCGGUGUCAGCAUUCGAAAUCAGUACCGAAGUUGAUAAGACACUGGAUCCGGAACCGGUGCAAAAAUGGGCAGAAGAAGGUUUCGCUGUUGUUGGGGUCACUCCAUCUGCUUUGGGCUGGUCUAUCGAAGAAAGUCUAGCAAAGGGUGUAGAUGCCCUGCUGAAUCUGAAAGAACUUGACAUUAGGGACAAGUUUGCUGUUACUAUCUACUAUCCUGAUAUACUUCCCAGAGUUCUUGACGCAAUAUCUACGGAUACGCGCAUUUCAUGUAUUGUCUCAUUUGGUGCUGCAGUGGAAGUGACGUCUACCAUUCCCAUAACAUUCCACGUACCAUCAUCACAUGAAGCACCUGAAGCCACGGCGUCCACUUCAGUCUACAAAUACACGACUCCAUCUCCAUACUUUGUUCUGCCCCAAGCUGAGGGUUACAAACCAACAUUCGCUUCUAUUGUGCAUACACGAAACGUCGUCUUUCUCAGGAAGCGUAUUGGCGGGCCCUAUUUCGAUAUCGAGGCAAUUUGGGAUGAGCAUGUGUAUUUCGAGUUCGAAAUCCGAAGUGUGUCCCAAACUAUGGGAACAAUGGUGCAAGAGCCCUACGUCAACCAUGUACCCACUAUGACUGGCGGUAUUGGCCGGCAGAAUUUGACCGCGUUUUAUCGAGAUCAUUUCAUCUUUGCUAACCCGGCCGAUACUGACCUUGAAACCGUUUCGCGAACCGUCGGUCCUGAUCGCAUUGUUGAGGAAUUCAUCUUCAAAUGCACCCAUGACAAGACCAUUGAUUGGCUUCUACCUGCUGUUCCUCCGACAGGGAAAAAGCUAGAGAUUCCCAUGCUGGGCGUCGUGAACGUACGCGGCGACCGACUAUACCACGAACACAUUUGGUGGGAUCAGGGAACAGCUUUAUUACAGGCAGGGCUUAUCCCUGCGCAAGUUCCAUUUCCCCUCGAAGGCGGAAAUCAGAUGCUUCGUCUUCCUGUCGCAGGACAGGAAUGUUCGAGACUACUGGUCAAUGAAAGAGACGGGAAAAGUAACGAAAUGUUCGAGUGGGGUAUCCAGAAGUAAAUAUGAAUAAGAAUUGUAUCAAUACUAUUGCGC